Cololabis saira (Pacific saury) is the source of this 3373-nucleotide messenger RNA. It is a transcript of the gene mfsd1l, whose product is annotated as major facilitator superfamily domain containing 1-like. The record is from RefSeq and is a predicted model, not a curated record. Gene Ontology annotation, molecular function: transmembrane transporter activity. NCBI's taxonomy places the organism in Eukaryota, Metazoa, Chordata, Actinopteri, Beloniformes, Belonidae. The transcript has 13 exons. Bases 115 to 1545 code for a protein of 476 amino acids. Gene Ontology annotation, biological process: transmembrane transport.
GGGCCAAUCAGGGACGAGAAUACGAGACGUUCACGUCGCUCGCCUGCUCAUGUAAACAACAGCAGAGCAUGAGCAUUUAAUUUUAGUUUUAUUGCGAACACGCUUCUUCUCAUUAUGGGGCAGCCAGCGGAGAAAGCAUAUUAUCGCUUCGUGGUGCUGUUCUUUAACUGCCUGCUUACAUUUGGCUCCUACUUCUGCUUCGACAUCCCCAGCGUGUUGCAGGAUCAGUUCCAAGGGAACCUUACAUGCCCUAAUGCAACACAAGUCAAUGGGACGGUGGACUGCGUGGAGGGGCUGGGGAUGAACCCUCAGCAGUACAACCUUCUCUAUGCCAUAUAUGCCUGGACAAAUGCAGUAGUUGUGAUUCUCGCUGGAUUCCUGAUUGACAAAUUAGGGAACCGCUUUGGGGUCUUUCUGUUCUCAUUUCUCUGCGUUUUGGGCUCGUCCAUGUUUGCGCUCGGUUCCCACUUCAAGGGUACUUCCUACCUGCUCCCACUCAUGCUCACUGGCCGUUUGUUGUUUGGAUCAGGCAAUGGAUCUCUGACCAUUGUCCAAAACCGCAUCACAGCCUUCUGGUUCAAAGGGAAGGAGCUGGCUCUGGCGUUCGGCCUGACCUUGGCCUUCUCUCGCCUCGGUUCAGUCCUGAACUUCUUCCUCACAGAAAAGUUUGAAGAUACAUAUGGCAUGCAGUGGACCCUCUGGGGGGGAACAUUUUUGUGUGUGCUCGGUUUCAUCUCUGCCAUUAUAGUGAGUGCAUUGGACAAGAUAGGAAUGAGGCAACUGGGACUUGACGGCGCCAUCCAGGAGCAGUCCCGCAAAGUGAGGAUCCAGGAUGUGAAGCUUCUCUCACUGAGAUACUGGCUGCUGGUCCUUACCAUAAUGUUCUUCUACAACGGCAUUUUCCCCUUCAUUGCAGAUGCCAGUAAGUUCAUCCAGGAUAAAUACAACGGUUACAGUCAGAAGGAGGCAGCCUACAUUGCAGGGGCGGUGUACGACAGCUCGCUGGUCCUUUCAGCCAGCGUGGGCAUUCUCAUAGAUUACGUAGGUCUUCGGGGCAUCUUUGCGCUGGCUUGUGCCGUCCUCACGCUGCCUGUCUUUGGACUCCUGGCUUUCACCUUUGUCCCCCCUCUGGUCUCCACCAUAUGGCUGGGGGUCACUUACUCCUUUGCUGCUGCCAGCAUGUGGCCCUCUAUUCCCCUCGUAGUACCUCACGCAACUUUGGGGACAGCCAUGGGUCUGGCCACCUCCAUACAGAUGGUUGGGAUUGGAUUGUCCAAUCUGGUUGUCGGACAGAUACUGGGAACCAAAUCAAGUGAAACUAAGAUCCCAGUGUGGCGCUGGCAGAGGAUGAUGAUCUUCAUGUUGGCCAACACGAUCGGCUGCAUCGUGACCUCGGUGUUACUCAACAUUGUUGAUCACAGACAGGGUGGAAUUUUGAACAAGACAACGAAGAGGUCGGUGCAGGCUGAGGGAGAUUCUGAGCGGGAACCUCUCAACCAGGCAGAGGAACAGCCACCUGAGGACGAUGGUGCCAACAGACCUUAACAUGUCAGUUCCUGAGAGUCUCUAUUUAGUGCAUCUUUUGUGCAGUUUUUCUCUAGUAUUAAAGCAACAAGUACAUUUUUAGCUGGCCUGGGCCUUCGUCCAUGCUGUACCACUAAGAGGGGAACUACAGAUUGUGAUGCAGGUUUCUUCUUUGCUUUGAGACCUGAGCGAUUCAUGCCAACGUAUCUCCACCAUGAACUACAUGGAAGGGGGGAGUCACUGUUGCCUCAGAAAGUAUUGAGAAACCUUAAUUUUUAUAGUUUACAUUAAGUAUAGCAUUUGCAGGGCAUCUACUGGCAGAACUGUAAUCAUGUUUUUACCCAUCUUUGAAAUCUUGAAAGUAAGAAUCAUCCUUUGAAGCUGACGCUGAACAAGCCUUUUAUAAAUACAGACGGUGCUGGUCCGCUAUACUACCGGUACACCUCCAUGUGUCUGCAGUAGCUGAUAGCGUCCAAUCCAAGCAUUUACUCUUUAUGGGCCUGUUUUAUAUCCUUUUAACAUUUUUAGCAGGCAUUGUUUUUUGUCUUGAAUAACUGAAGUCUGGCUGCCUGGUGCCACAGCAUGUCCCAGCUACGGUUGAGAGGCAGGAUACACCCUAGACGGCUCACCAGUCUCUUUAUAGAUCUUGUCCAGCCUUGUAAGAAGGGUUGUGUAGCAUCUGUAAAUAACCUUUAGAUCUAUCUGCAGAUGUAAUGUGGGGUUUAAGUUGGGAGUUAACAGAUCAGGCUUUAAUUGUUUUGGAUUCUUCAGAUUGUUGUGGUGGUUGAUGCAACUGUCACUUUUACCCUUGAAGAAGUUUUCCUUAAGGGGCUGUUCUGAGGUUAGCUGCAUCUAUUUCUGAUUUAACCUCCCUCUCUCUGCUGCUCAGAAGCUAGCCCGUAGCAUGAUGCUGCCAACACUUGGCUUCCCUGUUGGAGUCAUUAAGUGUCAGACUUUUCAAAGAGAUAGAGCUUGGAUUUCUUUCCAAAAAGAUACGUUUUUGACUUGUUACUUUUGACUAUUGUUUUCAUCAUGCUUUGGAGACUAAGGGGCUGCUGACAUGAAAGCUUCUAAAACCUGUUAGUGAGUGACUUAUUUGGUCAUGAGUUUGUUUAACUCCUCUCUUGUCUUUGCUCGGCUGUACACCAACUCCAUGCCCGUAGUUUCUGCUGGUUCCAGUCAUGUGUGUCAUUGGGAACACUGGAGUUCAUUGGGCAUCGCAGCCGUUGUUCUGUCCUGACAAGAAGUGUGUUUUGUGUACACAGAUGUGUCUUUGUAAGCGCUAUACACUUUAUUCUGAAGUUCUUGACACAAAUGACUCUGAACACUAACUGAACCAUGCUUUAGAAAACUGUCCAGAUGCUUUUUUUUUUUUUUUUUUGUGUAUGUCAUUUUAUUUUUUUUUGUACAUAUGCAAACGUAUAUCCAAUUCAAAUUUAUUGGUGUCCAAAACAUGUGGUGGUCUGAGUAUUUGCUGAAGUGACCAGCUUCAGUUUGUUACAUACCUCAAUAAAACCAGAUCCUUACUGUUUUUUGGGGGGUUAGUCCAGUGAUUUUGAAGCCACUUUAAAGGGAAAACAGUUCAAACAGUAUUUACACCACAUUUGUAUGAGCAUGCUGUACUGAAUAUUAACUCAAAUAAGCCUACUUAUACUUAAUGGUAUUUUCUUCUUUUGUUUUUUAGUACUGAUACAAAGGGAAAGAGUAAAAAAGGUAUAACCUUUUUGAUUUUUUUUUUUUUAUGGCCUCAACAGAUUUUAUUCAUCUUGUAAAUGCGUGUGCUGACUGUGACAUAACCGUUUGUGUACGUAUUAUUGUGGUCAGGAAAAAAAACGAAAAUAAAUUCUGU